Messenger RNA from Scophthalmus maximus (turbot), 2357 nucleotides. Its product is annotated as G2/M phase-specific E3 ubiquitin-protein ligase-like. NCBI's taxonomy places the organism in Eukaryota, Metazoa, Chordata, Actinopteri, Pleuronectiformes, Scophthalmidae. The transcript has 9 exons. The record is from RefSeq and is a predicted model, not a curated record. The coding region runs from base 99 to 2249 and encodes 716 amino acids. Gene Ontology annotation, cellular component: nucleus. Gene Ontology annotation, molecular function: ubiquitin-protein transferase activity.
UAAUACAGUAGGUGGCGCUAAUACUCUGACUGUUUGCAAGUCGCCAUUGAAAGAAGAAGAAGAAGAAGCGCCAACUCUCAGAAAAAGUUAAUGGCAACAUGGCAAGUCACACCGAUCAUCUGAAUCAGGCAGCAGCGUUAAUAAGUAGCAUAUUAACAAAUGCGCAGCAGGCUCCCUCACCCGCCGGGAGGAGUAACUUCCACUCGGUAGAUGGAGAGAUAGCCACUCUUUUCCGCCAGGCCAACUCCACCGAUAACGGCUCAAGGCCACAGCCGUCAUCAAAUCGUCAUAGAGUUCGGCAAAACUUUAGCUCAUGGGCCGCUGGAAGCAGGAGGAGGAGACCCACUUCUGUAGAGUACCAUGACUCUUUUAACAAGGAUGUCAUUCUACUCCCUGACCCCACAUGGGAGUUUGUAUGCAAGCAAAGGUCCAAGCACUUCUUGCAUGAAAAUGGUCACAUCCUCAGUGCAUUUGAGUUUCAUAAAUCCUGGAACCAGUCGACUGUAUUCCAACAGAUUCGGGAUGAGUUUAAACCCAGAAUUCCUGAUGAUGUGAGCCUGCAGUUUCUAAUGGCCUGUGGUAAUAAACUUGUGAAACCUAAACUAAAAGAAGGUCAAGAGUUGGAUGGUCACAUGCUCCAUAAGGUCUUCAGGUCAAAAGCCUUGUAUGUCAAACCAUCAGUUGCUAUUCUUCGUUACAACAGCGAUACUGAUGAUCAGUCCAGUGCUGUGCAGGAGGGUCCCAGCACUAGAUCCAAGUCAAGGGCCAAUCAGCUCAUAGAAGAGGGUGGUGCCGUUAUGCUGGAUGACACAGCCACCCCCAGCCUGCCACUCAACUGUGAUCUUCAGACCACAAUCUCUCCGCCUCAUACCAACAACUCCAGCUCCAGCUCUCUCCUACCCAAUCAAAAUGCCAGCGUUGAUCCAGUGACAAGUGUCACUAUGAUGACUUCAUCUGUCACAGUCUCCAGCUCGACCAGUGUCCCCACAUCUGACUAUUCGUCAUAUGUUACCUUAAUGAGAGAUUUCUCAGAUUUAUCGUCAGAUGAUGAGGACUUAAACCGUGCAAUAGUAGCUAGCCUUGAAACUGAACAAGCCCAGGCCACCCAGAUGCACAAUGCCUCUGCUAAGGAGAUCCUCUCAGAGUUGGCUGAGAAAAUCUCAACAAAUAUCCGCUGUAAAUUUAAUAUAAACCGCUCUGCAGUCUUGGAUGGUGCCUUCCGGGGUUUCAAUCGGGCCACGUACAACCCCAAUGCCACAAUGAACAUCAAAUUUUCGGAUGAUCUAGGGAGGAAUGAAGAGGCAGUGGAUUUGGGAGGACCAAGGAGGGAGUUCCUACGCCUUCUAAUGGAAGCGUUGAUAAUGAGCUCCAUGUUUGAGGGAUCCGCUUAUAGUCAGAAUCUGGCACUUGAUAUUGCAGCCCACAGAGAGGACCGCUAUUUCCUUGCUGGAAGAGCUGUCGCUGUCAGUCUUGUUCAUGGAGGGCCUCCACCUACUUUCCUCUCCACAACACUAUUUGACUGCUUGGCUGCAGGCAGCCAUACAACCAAGCCAGUGAUGGAGGACAUUGCAGACACAGACAUCUACAAUCAAGUGAAAAGGGUGUCCCAAUGUUCUACAUUUGAGGACCUCAUUGCUGCAACUCAACCGAUGCAGGAUUAUUUGGCUAACGCAGGGUGUCUUCGUCCACUGAGAAAGAUUGAGGACAAGGAACAGCUUGUUCGUGAUAUCAUCAUGUUUCAAGUUGUGCACCGGGUUGAAGCCCCAUUCCAAAGGUUCCAAGAGGGGCUUAAAACCCUUGGGGUUUUGGAGAAGCUCCAGAAGAACCCAGACAGCUUCCGCCCUCUAUUCUGCCACCAGCAAUCAGGACUGACUGCUGAGAUAAUGGAUGAUUUGUUCACCAUCCAUCUAUCUUCACCAGGCAGCAACAAGAGGAGAGCAGAGGAGGUAGUGGUUCCUUUCUGGAGAGACUACCUUAUUGAUGUGGAAGAUGAAGAGGGUCCUUCCAAACUUGAGAUAAUCCUUGCCUUCGCCACAGGAGCAACAGUGAUUCCACCAAUUGGCUUCAUCCCUACACCAUCUAUUGGUUUCCUACAUGAAGAGGAGUAUGGAGACUCUGCUGUGUCAAACCUUCCUAUCGCAAAUACAUGUAUUAACUGUCUCAAGCUGCCUUUGCACAGCUCCUACUCUGUGUUCAAGGACAAAAUGGACUUUGCCUUUGCCAAUACACACGGGUUCGGCAGAGCUUAAAUUGUUGUAGACAGAAUAAUGUUGUUAUACGGUAAAAACUGUUCGUUUGAUGACUUCUUUAGUAGCAAAGGAAGCAGUGGGAUCACUGUUAAGUUCUUGUAAUGUGAG